GGUUCAUAGUCGGGUUCAUAAACAGGAAGAAGGCGGAAGUACGCCGGUUUACAGCUUUGAGGUGAAAUGACAGCAGCGUUGCCUGCAUCAGCGCCUGAGUCGCUUGAUAAACGUCGCUGUGAUCCUCGUAACUCAAUGUUAACUGGCGUUCUGCCUCCUGGUUGAACUUGUCAACAUGGAGGAAGAGGAGCAGCUGCGGUCUUUCAUGUUCCUGAUGACUUACAUGCUGCUGAAGCGCAGGAGAGACUUAAACGACGCAAACAUUCAGAGGCGCAGUGAGAUUCAAAGACGCAUCAGACAUCGGCAGUACUUCUUCCAGAGACAGAGAAGGAUGCUCAUGAUGAUGAUAGCAGGAGGUAUCCGCUCCAACGCCCGCAUCCGCACACGUCCAUGGACCACCACCCAAAGCACUGAUUGGUGGGAGCGCGUGGUGAUGACGGAAUUCCAGCCGUCUGAUUGGCUGAAUAAGUUCCGUAUGAGCAGGGAGACGUUCUUCUACCUCUGUGACAAGCUGAGGCCUCGUCUGGCUCGCCAGGACACCAGCUUCCGCCUGGCGCUGCCGGUGGAGAAACGCGUAGCAGUGGCUCUGUGGCGCCUGGCAUCGAACGUUGAAUACCGCACCAUCAGCACCCUGUUUGGUGUGGGGAAGUCCACUGUGUGCAGGUGUGUCAGGGACAUGUGUCACGCCAUUGUGGCCCUCCUCAGCUCCAUCUACCUGCGGCCCCCCAGUGAGCAGGAGCUGGAGGAUUCAGCCCAGCUCUUCCUGUCCAAAUGGGGCUUUCCUCACUGCGUUGCUGCCAUAUCGACCCUACACACUGCUAUCAUCACCCCGUCAAACAACGCAUCUGACUACGCCAACCCCGCUGGCUGGCUCUCAGUGCUGUCACAGGUGGCCGUCAGUGGCCGGGGGCAAUUCUGGGACGUAUGUGCCAGUUUCCCAGGUGGGACGGACCCAGCUGACAUCUUCCAGAACUCAUCCCUGUGGGCCACAGCUGCAGACGGUGGACUGUCGCCGGCCCCGCCACCUACCUUCAUGGGAAAACCGCUCAGGUAUAUGCUGCUGGGGGAGGCCUGCUACCCUCUGCAGAGCUGGCUGAUGAAGGCCUAUCCUGGGGAAAAGGGCCGGAGGGCCAGCCACACAGCACUGACCGAGCCACAGCGGCUCUUCAAUCGACUGCUCGCCCGAGCGUUGCGUGUCUCCGAGGAGGCGCUGCUGAGGCUGAGGGCCCGCUGGCAGUGUUUGAGCAAGAGGAACGACUGCGGACUGGAUGUGGUGCCCACCAUGAUUCUAGCUUGCUGCAUUCUGCACAACAUGUGCGAGUCCCACGGGGACGCCUUCAAGGCGGAGUGGCAGGUGGAGGUGGCCGAGGCAGAGAGCCCUCAGCCCAGCCACAAGCAACUUCCCUCCACCAGUACUGACCAAAGUCAUGCCGAGGAGGCCCGAAAGCUCUUCUGUGACUUUUUUGAAGAACAGAGUAAUUGAAGAAGUCUCCAACACAUAAAGACUUAUUGAAAUCCUGAUAAACAUUUGUACUUGCACUAGAUUUUUUUUGCCACACAGUGCUUUGGUUGUUAACAAAGCAUUGAUGUCAAACACAUAGUUGAACCUAAAUGAACCAGAGAUGGAUCAAGUUAAGCAAAGACUGACUGAAAAUAAGCUAAAUUUGACAACGCCCUCAAAUCAAGUCCUAAAUCUUCUAAAAUCAUACACACACCUGUUUACUUUGGCCAAUCUUCACAAGUUCCAACUCGUGAUAAGGAUGUAAAAACAGCUAAAUGUAUUUGCCUUAAUUUUUCAUCUAUGAAACAAGUGUUUUCUAUUGUGUAUUAUGCAUCACAGCCUGAAGGGGCUACUAUCAUGGCUGUAACAUUUUUAUAUUAAUCAUGACUGCAUGAUGUGCUCUUUUUUUCCCAUUUUGUACAUUUUUAUGUAGUGCAUCAUUGCAUAAAGAUUCCAGUUUUGUUUUAACUGGGUUUCCUGUA
Anarrhichthys ocellatus (wolf-eel) is the source of this 1983-nucleotide messenger RNA. Its product is annotated as protein ALP1-like. The transcript is spliced from 4 exons. Lineage: Eukaryota; Metazoa; Chordata; Actinopteri; Perciformes; Anarhichadidae. Bases 176 to 1483 code for a protein of 435 amino acids. The record is from RefSeq and is a predicted model, not a curated record.